UCUCAUUAGGGGAGGGGCGUGAACCCCGCUGCAGAGGGCGGGGCCAGUUUCGGAGGUGGCAGCAGGAGUUGGACGCUUUGGAGCUGAAGAGUGAGGACAUGGUGAGGAGCGCUGUCUGCACAGCUGCUGGAGGAGGUUUCCAUAACCCAAACACAAGAGCCAAACAUGGCAGGAAAACCAUUCCGAGCCACCUAUAUUUGGACCAGCAUCAUUUCCAAUCUGCACACCCAGGUGGAGGUGAAGCAGCGGCGCCACAACCUGAAGUCCUACCAGGACUGCUUUCUGGGCUCGGAGGCCGUGAAUGUGGUGCUGGCCCACAUCACCGCCAACCGUUUCUUCGGUGACGAGGCGGUGCCCCGCUUCAAGGCCGUUCGUCUCUGCCAAGCCCUCAUGGACUCAAAGGUUUUCGAGCCGGUGGGGGUCAGAGUCUUCAGGAAGGAGAAGAAGAAAGCCGUGUUCGAGGACAGCAGUCACAGUUUGUAUCGGUUCUUGGGUGCAGCGACCGCCUCUUCGCCGACGAUGGCCAACACCAGCUUCAACGCUGCUAUAGAGAAUGGCUACGACCCGACGCCCAUGGACCAGAGCAUCUAUACGGAAGAAAGUCAAGAAAUGCCGAGCUAUACCCCCCACUCCCCCGUGAAAAAGCAGCACUCAACAGAGGAAAGGUUAGGAACGCUUGGCCUCAGCUCGCCUCUCACCCCUCGGAUGAUCAACCUCGGCCUCUCGGAAGAACGUCUACAUGAACUGUGGCACCAGCAGGCCGUGACCAGACUGCUACAACUGAUUGAGCUUCCUCUAUUGGAGGAUUUGCUUGAAGGCGAGGAAGUUUCAAAGCUGCAUCUGAGCAGCGCGGACGGUGAUCCGGAUCUGUUAUACAAUUCAAUCUACUUGGACAGAGAAGUCCUGAAAGCCUUCAGUGAAGCGCAUUCUGAUGAGUGGAUGCUGAGCGCAGUCGACUGCCUGGAGUUUUUGCCUGGAAAGCUGGUGGUGGAGGUCAGCCGAGGGUUGGCUGCUUCUGCAGGCGACCUGCAUUGCUGCAAGAGGCUGCUUUACCAGGUCUUGACCCGGCAUUACAGUCGCCUUCAACAGCCCCCUCUGCUCAGCAACCAUAUUUUUGAUAUCCACUCUGGCAUCUCAGAACUACUCGUAAAUGGAAAGUUUGAGCGAGCUCUGGAGGCGCUGCAGCUGAGCGUGAAGCUGCAGGACGCUCGGAGCAGAGAGGAGCUCCGGAGGCUCCUAAAAUUCAUGACCACUGCAGCCAGACCCCACGAGGUGAAAAUCCACAAGGAGACUGAGAACAGACUGGCGGUGAAGAGGUCUUUCUCAAGCGCCAUCGUCUACAGCAGAAGGCUCUCUAAAGGAAAGUCGGGCUUGAUGGUUCUGUUCAUGAUGGACAAUCACAGUGAUCUGUUUAAAAUUCCCAUAACCCUGCAGAAGGCAGUAAAUGAAAGAAUAAUAAAUAUCAUGAACGGGAAAGAUCCAGACACAAUAACAGGAUUGUCGUACUGCACAAGAGUAAGUGCAAAGGUGUUCUCUGAAAAUGCAGAGAAAGCCACUAAAGAGGAGCUCCUGUCUUUGAUACAGUUGAUCUACGAGAAGCCGACACUUUCCAGCAAAGAAAAGACGCGUGUGCUGGCGCAGUUUUACAAAGCUCACCCUCAAGUUUUCAUACAGUUCUUUGGUAAUAAAUUAUCUAGUAUAAACUUGAUGCUAUGCUAAUUUAUAUUUAUUUAUGCCUAUAACUCUUGAUAAAGGAUGUGUGGCCCUGUGACAGACUAGCAACCCGUCUAGGGUGUACACCCCUUUCACCCAACAGUAGUUGGGACAGGCUCCGGCAACCUCGUGACCCCGAAAGGGAUAUAGCGGGUUAAGAAGAAGGAUGGAUAUCUUAAAUAAGGGAAUAAUAUUGUUUCUAAAAGUUCAUUUUGCUAAAAAAGAAUGUGAGUUAUGUGCUUAGAUUAACAGAGAGCUGCUUUUUUUUCAUUCUGGUGCAGGACACCAUUAUAAAAUGUAAAUUAGUGAUUUUUUAAAUAUUAUUUUUGUAACAUUUUCACUGUCAGUUUUAGCUGUAGCAGGGAAUCAUAAAUGGUGUUUGUGAAGUAAAUAUCAAUGCUCAGCAGGGCUGUGUGUUAGGAAGCCUCUGGACCGAAAAUGUGAACAUCUGUCGUCCUUUUUAAGGACUUCUAAUAGUUGUAGCAAGUAAAUAAAUAAAUCAAAUGUGAGUAAAAGUUUGUCAGAAAAAGCUUUGCUGCGUUUUAGUAGCUUCCUCAGUGCAUUGAAAUGAGGCUUGACUUUAGGAAAGUCAAUUAAGUUUUGAAAUAAACUUUUGCAAACAUUUAGAAGUAGCAUUCAGUUUUUGCAAAUUCCGCAUGAUUUGUACUUUUUUUUUUGCAGUGUUAGGUGUUUACCUCAUAAAUUAGUCAAAUCCAGCCGGUCAUUUUCUGACCAGCAGUGUUUAAUCCUCCUAAGCAGAUCUGGAAGUUGCUCCAAAAUCUGCUUCAGGCUGAAAACUGCAAAUUUUUGUUGGGAUUUUGUCUCUUGUGAUGAAUGUCUAAAACUUGAUGCAUGGGUUCGCUAAACGUAAUGCAGAAAUGUGACUUUUUGCUUGUGACACAAAUGGCAUCUGGGAUGUCAGGUAAUGUUUUGGAGCAUUUAAAGACCUAAAUAAAUGUUUGAAAUGCU
Oryzias melastigma (Indian medaka) is the source of this 2682-nucleotide messenger RNA. It is a transcript of the gene depdc7a, whose product is annotated as DEP domain containing 7, paralog a. NCBI's taxonomy places the organism in Eukaryota, Metazoa, Chordata, Actinopteri, Beloniformes, Adrianichthyidae. The transcript has 9 exons. Gene Ontology annotation, biological process: intracellular signal transduction. The record is from RefSeq and is a predicted model, not a curated record. The coding region runs from base 166 to 1719 and encodes 517 amino acids.